Molecule: messenger RNA, 1627 nt
Organism: Microtus ochrogaster (prairie vole)
Lineage: Eukaryota; Metazoa; Chordata; Mammalia; Rodentia; Cricetidae
Gene: Rspo4
Product: R-spondin 4
Exons: 5
Coding region: 1-645 (214 amino acids)
Source: RefSeq, a predicted model, not a curated record
AUGGUUCUGCUGUUGAACGCAGAUGCAGGUACCGGUCUGGGGGCCAACUGCACUGGCUGUGUCAUAUGCUCGGAGGAGAAUGGCUGUUCCACCUGCCAGCAGAGGCUCUUCCUGUUCAUCCGCCGGGAAGGGAUCCGUCAGUACGGCAAGUGUGUGCCUGACUGUCCCCUCGGCUUCUUCGGAAUCCGUGGCCAGGAGGCCAACAGGUGCAAGAAAUGUGGGGCCACAUGCGAGAGCUGUUUCAGCCAGGACUUCUGUAUCCGGUGCAAAAGGCGGUUUCAUCUAUACAAAGGGAAGUGCCUGCCCUCCUGUCCGCCAGGCACCUUGACCCACCAGAGUACCCGGGAAUGCCAGGAAGAGUGUGAGCCAAGCCCAUGGGGCAGCUGGAGUCCCUGCAUACACAAUGGGAAGACCUGCGGCUCAGGCUGGGGCCUAGAAACCCGAGUGCGGGAGGCUGGCCCAGGCAAGCAGGAGGAGACGGCGAGUUGCCGAGUGUUAUCUGAGUCCAGAAAAUGUUCUAUAAAGAGGCCCUGCCCAGGAGAGAGAAACCCCAGGCAGAAGAGCAGGAAGGAUCGGAAGGAUCGGAGACGCCAGCGCAAGGACAGGAAGUUGGAGCGCAGGCCGCAGUUGCCUGGCUCACAGUGACCCCUCUCCACCUCUGGCAUCCGACCUCUGCCCUUGGCUUGCUGCCUUCUUCCCCUGUGGCCUCUUCCCUUUCCCCCUGCCCUGCUCUUUAUCCACAUCCUUCGCUCUUUCUACCUGUCUCUCCUCUGUGUUUUCUUCACCUCCUUUCCUUCUCCCCCUCCCUUUCUUUACAGAGUUCCUUGUUUCCGUCUUCGGACCUUUCCCUCUCUUCAUGUACCUUUUUUUUUUUCAUUUCCUCCUGCUCUGCUUGGUUCUUCUGUCCACUCCCACCCCGUACACAGACACACGUAAGAGACGGAGCCUAUAUCCCCCAUGUGGCUCCGUACACCUCAGAGCAAACAUUUUUUCUAGAUCUUUCUGUGACCCUGUCCUGACCCCACCUUUGCAGAGUUAAAAUUAAGGAGGAAUAGGGAUGAGUGUGACUUGACUAGUCCUGGGAGCACUCAGCCAUUGCCUCUGUGAUGAGGCCACCUAGGAUGCAUUCCAGACUCUCCCGAGGUCCGGCCUGAGCCCCUUGUUCAGGAUGGUGGUGUAGGAGUCACUGGGGGCCCUUUGGCUGGACAGUGACCUCAGGUCCACCAACACAUCCCUUUGAAAGUGCCUGCAACACACCCUCAGCGCCCCCCUCCGAUCUCCCUCUCAUAGUGCCUAUGACCCUUCCCCAGCUGACCCUCUCCCAAGGCCUUUGGGGACCCAUGCACAGAGUCAGGUGGGGCUGCUAUAAGAACGAGAUGAGACUAAGUCUCUCAUCUCAAAGGCUAUUGAAGCUAACGGGAGUUUAGAGCUGGCCCCGCCCACUCUAUCCACCACCUUGCUUCCUGCCUGCCCAUCAUAUCCACGGAAAAACCGACCGCUUGGGAAGCGACGGGCUUACGCACCCAGCCUUCACUUAGUGCCUCAAGUCUGUGAAGAAGCCUGAGGGCGUUGGGGAAAUUGCUGGGUCAGCAAUUGGGAUGGCUUCCCACUUACCCACCUCCUACGU